Phaedon cochleariae (mustard beetle) is the source of this 522-nucleotide messenger RNA. NCBI's taxonomy places the organism in Eukaryota, Metazoa, Arthropoda, Insecta, Coleoptera, Chrysomelidae. The record is from the annotation of a GenBank genome assembly.
AUGUGUCGUUGUGACGUCAGCGAUCGUGAUGACGCGACUCAUCAACAGGUGAACGGGGUAGCUAUGGCAACGCUGGCGCUCGAUACGAGCCCAAGGUCGACAGUGAUUUCCCCCUCCACUCUGGAAAGUCUGGCUAGACUUUCCAUUGAAGAAGGAGGCCACGACACUAACAUAACCCGCCACAGAUGGCAGCUCUCCCUCCAACACAACAACGACCACUUUUGCGGUGCCACCCUGAUAGCCUCCAAGUGGGCCCUCACCUCAGCAGGCUGCGUACAACUGCAUUCCACUGACCUCUCAGUGAGGGCAGCUUCUAAUUACGUAUCCUCUGGGGGUCAAUUGGUGGACGUCCAAACCGUGAUCGUACAUCCGGAUUAUAAUGCGAAAACCCACGAUUCGGAUAUUGCCCUUUUGGAGUUUGUGGAGGAGGUCGACGAAAAUAUAACAGUCAAUGCUUGGUUGCCUAACACGAAGGAGGAGCAGAUUCAGGACGGCUGGGACACAGACCUAACAGGAAAGUAA